UUAUAGUGGAAAAAUGUGUAGUUCUUGUUGUGAAACACAUGUUUAAAUUUAAUUAUAUAUUCAAAUUUUUGAGAGUGAUUUAAAGUUACAAACUGUAUACAGAUGUUAAUACGUGAAUUCUAUUUUUAAUAAAUGAUAACUUUUGGAAAAUAUAAAAAACUGGUGUGUUUGAAUUGCACGUGUCAAUAAUUUGGUUGUGAAUAAAUCUGAUGUAAACUAAAUUAUGGAUAACUUACCCAAAGUAUAUAUUGAUGGUGGUGAGUAUACUAGAAUAUUGUAACUGUGCUAGGCCUAUAUGGACUGACUUACUGUAAUCAAAUACACGACCACCUACACAAGACCAUGUGGGUAGCUUUAAAACUUAGCUAAAAGUUAUAACAUAUACAAAUUUGAUCAGUUACAUUUAACCAAUGUAUCUGAACUUACUUUACAUGACCACGUGGGGUUUUUAUUAUCAAAAUAUAUAUCCAGACUUUCCACAUAAAACAAUCAACCUUGGGGGAAUUAAAUGAAUGACAUGAUCUACAACUUCUACAGUGUACAUUACUUGCUGGAGUGGUAAGUGUUGGUGCUGGAGUUCUUUACAAAGCAUCAUUUUAUUUAGUAUAGAUUUAUAUGGGCACAUGUGAUCUAGUCACCAUUAUCAAAAUUUGAUCUCCAAAAACAUGGAUUAUAAACCCUUGUCAGUAGCAAUAAUAAUUUAUUUGUCAGGGUUGUGAUAGUAAGCAAUGUCAGAGAAGUUGGAAUUGGCACAGGCAGAACUGAUGAAUGUACCAGAGCUGCCAGUUAAGGUGGAGUCGUUACCAGCAGUAACGUAUCUGUUGGAGCUGGAGGUAUCCAAUGUCAGCUGGUUCCAUCACCCACUGUUCAGUCGAGAACAUGUGGCAGUAAGACGGUUGCUAGCAUACUACAGUGCAUACAGAGGACGAGUCCAGGCAGGCCUGGGACGUCGACUUGCCAACAAACUGCAGGCAUUGCGCACUGCCAGGGAAAAUGUCAAAAGAGUUGGAGAUAAUGAGCGAUACAUCAGAUACAAACAGCAAGUGAGAGAGACAAGGGAAUUGAGGCUAGAGGAAGGGAAGAAGGACCGAGCGGCUGUUGUGAACUGUCUGAGAGCCUGGCUAGAUCUGCGAACUCUACGCCAUCAGCAGGGAUACAGUGUGACAUCCGUCAGUUUGAGAAUCGUAGAGUUGGAGGGCAGUGGAGACAAUGUCAUGUUUGGUGGUGUCAAUGAAUGGGACACAGAACUGAAAUGUCAAGUUGCAGAGCGCCUUGAAGAAGAAGAUGAAGAAUACAAAAAGAAAAUGGAGGAAUUAAAAGAAGACAAAGAAGGUGAAAAGCUGAAGGAAAUGUUGAAAAGACCACGUUCAGAAAUAUUUGAAGAGGUUAAGAGCAGAUUAGGUGAAAGUUUGACACCACCCGGAGAACCAGUCAUAGUUUUGGAACUUGGGGAUGAACCAUCAACACCAGAGAUAGAGAUCAGUGACAAUUGUGAGCUGGAACGGCGAGUAGCGUUGAAGCGGUGCCACAUGGUUGUGCGAGUAUUGUACAACAAGAGGGUGGUGUGUCGCUCAAGGUCACUGUCUCUCUAUCCCCACUUCAGCACAUCUCUCAACCAGAUGUUUUCCCUGCAAGUCAAAGACUGGCCACAGUCUCUGGCUCUACAGCUGGUCAUGGAGGGAGGGAUUGGUGCCGGGAAAAGACUUAGUACUUCAGUGUUUAUACCCAUGCCUUCCAGAAGUACAACUUUGUUAGUUGCUCCUGUAGAACAUUUAGAGUUCAGCACACCUGAUAAACUUGGACCUUAUCCUCACGGAGGAGUGGGCUGUGGCUUGACUGACAGCUCAGGCAAUGUAUUAUACACUGGAGGCACAGUCACUUGUAGAGUGGGCUGGGGAGAGCAAGGAGGACCUCCUCACAGACCACCUAGCAACAGUAGCAGGACUUUGUGCAAGACAUUGACUAGUGUCAGGAGUUUGAGGGAGUGGAGCUCUAGAGCACAGUUGGACCCCAAUGAUCCUGCCAAUGCUGAUCUCUUUGAGUAUAUCAAGGGCGAGAAGGAUACAAGUCCUCUACAUAAUGAAGACCAGAAUAAAGGUUUACCAGAUGGUGACUUCUGCACUAUGGAUGAUAUAGAGAACAAUCCUCGCCUUAAGUUAUUGAGUCUUCGCAACCAAAUGGUUCCUGAAUUUAGAGAUAUUAGAAAUAUCCCCAUAAGAGAUCGAGAGAUUCCAGAAGAUAUAUUCAAAAUCUAUGAGAAGAGGGUCCAGUGUCCCGUGCGCAGUGGGCCGGGGGUGGGUGAGACGGGAGUGGAGUGGCAGCUGGAAUGGAGUCGGCAGCAAUUGGACCUAAUCCGUGAUGACAUUGUGCAGCACUGCCGCCAGUCCCAGCAACAGCACAGUCUGCGCGAGGUAGUACUGGAGGACCAGGUUCCUGAUAUAGGAACCUUGGGACUAACAUUUAUGAAAUGGCUUCAACCAAAGCGACCCCUACGUCCCACACGAAAGGAAAGAAAAAAGUUGCCAGUUAUGGGUCUUGUUGGCCAAGAAGUAGAAGUGAUAGUAAACGUAGUAAGAGCAUUUGAAGUACCUGUCAGAAUUGAUGUAGACCCCCUGCUCGAGAGUGAUUUACCUUUGGUUCCAGUGCGACCAUUUGUUGAAGUCAGUUUUCAGAACCGCAAAUGCCGCACUACAACAGCAGAAGGAGCUAACCCUACAUGGAACCAAGAUCUUCGUAUACCAGUCAAGCUGGCUAGCAGUGGGCUCUACAAUGUCCCUGACAAGUUGUACUGCCAACUUUAUGAUGAAACUGUAGUAGAUCUUCUAGAGGAUGAUCGUCAACGAGAAACCAACAUUCACCAGCGGCUGCAGCGUCAGUGGCUCGGUUCCUUACAGAUACCCUUCUCUUCUCUCUGUUCAAAUUCUAGAAUUGAGGGAACUUUUCAACUGUACUCUCCUCCAGUGUUGCUAGGUUACCAGCGCGAGUCUCAGCACAGGCAGGUCAGCAGCUCUCCGACCAGCCUGAGAGACAGCACCUUCCUCACACUCUUCAUCACUGUACAUCCACCCCUUCAUCCUCCUGAACCAUUCAAGGAACAUCUGCCUUGCAGUGAGAUGCCAUACCUGGAGCAACAUCUGCAGGAAUGGCAAGCCCAGGUGGUCAGUCAGUACCCACACAGGCCUGUCAAGUGCCUUGUCGUUGAUACUUCUGCAAAGUCCAUUUGUGUCACUCGUUUCUUUCAGCCUCUUGCUCCUCCAGUACUAGAAGAAGGAGUAUCCACAACACCUGAAAUGGCUCUCCGGUUUGUGUCCAAAAUACCAAUGGUUCCGGGCAGUAUGCUAUUUCCUGGACUAUUUGAUGUGUGGCUGACAGCCCAGCAAGUGCUGACGCUACUGUCUGGAGAUUCAGAGGAUCAUGCUGUAUUACUCUGCUGCUACUUGCUGCACCUAGGACUGAAAGCUUGGCUACUACUGGGUAGUGGGGUACCACAUGGUCCUAUGGCUUUGGUGCUGACCCGGGACAUAUCUGGGACUGCCACCCUAUGGGACCCAGCCACUGGACAGCAGUUUAACACUCAGGAUAGCUUCUGUCCCCUUCACCAUGUUUAUUGCCUCAUCAAUCAGGAUAAUAUAUGGGCUAACAUCCAACGAGAGGAAGUUGUGAGCAGAACUAAGUUUGAUGUAACUCGUAGAGGUGACUGGUGGCCUGCAUUUAACAGAAAUGUUGCAGCUCCAAUGGAAUCAGUUCAGCCAACUCAGAUAGAGUACACAGUGUCGCCAACCCUCAAAACUGAUGUAGCUCUACUACAAGACAAGCUGGAGAAAAUUCUACGUGAUUCCAUUACAAAAUGGAGACCAACUACAAGGACAGUUUGGAAUCGUUAUGUAACAGUUAAACUGCGGAAGCUGCUCCCUGGUCUGGAGAAGGCCGCUUGGAGCAAUAAUCUCUCUGUGUCUUCAGAACACAUCAACCAGCUUAGUCAGACACUCUCCAGUCACAAGAUGUGUGGGUUUACUCAGAAUUUUGCAUUUACAAAGACAGAAGAAAUUGUGGAAGCUGUCCGGGCUACAGGAGUUCACACCAAUGAGAAUCCUGAUGUGGAGUUUGCUCUGGCAGUGUAUAUACAUCCAUUUGUGUGUAGUGUUUUGUCUGUGUGGGUGUAUGUUACAUCACUCACGCUUCGAAGAUAACACUCAACACUCGUUCUUACUUUAAAUAUUCUAUUUAUUUUAACCCAUUUUUACUAGUAUAUAAGUAAUAAGCUUUAUGUAAGUUACCUUAUUUAUUUUUUACUUUGUAAUAAAUGUUUUGUUAUUAUAUUUAUAUUCAGUUUUAACUUGUCCACUUGUAAUUAAUUCUUUUUUUUACUAUGUAAAUUUAAUAAAGUAUGUUAUUUAGCCAUAAACAAAUUUACUUUUUGCCUGAAACCUCCCUUGCUUUCAUAAGUCUUUGUUCAGCUAAUAAAAAACCAAUUAAAUCA
This is a messenger RNA of Homalodisca vitripennis (glassy-winged sharpshooter), 4480 nucleotides long. It is a transcript of the gene Cc2d2a, whose product is annotated as coiled-coil and C2 domain-containing protein 2A. Gene Ontology annotation, biological process: protein localization to ciliary transition zone; non-motile cilium assembly. Gene Ontology annotation, cellular component: ciliary transition zone. The record is from RefSeq and is a predicted model, not a curated record. Bases 729 to 4190 code for a protein of 1153 amino acids. NCBI's taxonomy places the organism in Eukaryota, Metazoa, Arthropoda, Insecta, Hemiptera, Cicadellidae. The transcript is spliced from 19 exons.